AUGGAGCCAAAUCAGUGUCCUCACUGUACUAAUGGUCAGGCUGCACCAGGUAGUGAGGACUGUCCAUUACUUAUGUCAGCCUAUAUUCUUGCUGGUCUAGCAAUGAUGCUUAACAUUAGGCUUUCAUAUAGUUCUGCUCCAUAUGCACUCAUUAGGUUUAAAUUGCCUGAAAACCUAUUCAGUGUUUUUGUGAGAAGAAUGGCUAGUGCACUUGAACUAUGGUGUUUACCAAGUAUGCUACUGGGUAACUUCAUGGAAUAUGGUCUCAAAGGAUACUAUCAAACACAAAACUACACAUCAGACUUCGGCAUCGGAGGUGGUAAUCUCAAAGACAAAGAAUUCGGCAUCACAACCGGCUACAAAGUCAGCGGCGGCGAGAGCAAAAAAGUCGAAAUCAUCUUUACCAAUAUCCCUAACAUCGACACCCUCGUACCUGCUAGACUACUCAAGUUCACAUGGAUCAUAUUUCCAUCCAUAGUUGCUCAAUGGUUAAACUUCCUCACAUAUGUAAUUUUAUUUUUUGUUUAUGUUAUUGGUGGUGACCAAGGUCAUCUAACUUUAUUUUACUUUGUAAUAGCAAUAUCUGGCUUUGUGUUCGGUAUCAAUAUGGUAUUGGUGUAUGCUGCUGAUUGGAAUUAUACCCCUGUCUAUAUUGUUGGUGAAAAUACAUUUCCUAUUGUAACCUCAUUCAUGCACUAUAUAUCAACACUCAUAUUUGGUAAUCGGAGGAAAUGGAAUUCUGACUUCAUACUAGUCUUGAUUGACAUAUGGGUAGCAAUCAUUAUAUCCUUUGUAGCAGCUGCAGUAUGGACUGCAGCCUAUGGCUACUAUCUUGAUACUCAAAAAGAAAAUGUUAUUACAUUUCAUAGGGGUAAUACUAAGGCUGCUGGUCCUACUGAUCUCAGUGAUAUUACUAUCGAUAGUAUCACCAUAACUGACACCAAGGGUAAGCCAACUGCUACUUAUAAUCAGGGUGGUCCUGCUCCUCCAGAUGCUCCAACUCUUAUCAUUACAAAGGAUGGUCAGACUACUGCUACUACUCCUGCUACUUUUACUAAGCAAGAGGCUACUCCUCCUGCUGGUACUCCGAAUAGUAUUAUUCUUAAAUAUACUAGGCCGGGUACUAAGGGUAGUGCUAUUACUAUUACAGGUAAACCUGAUAUUGUUCCUUUUGGUCAUAUAUUUACUGAAAAGUUUGAUACCAGUACAGUUCGCUGGCAAAUAAUUUCUCCUACACUCAUGGUUAUUGUAGGUAUGGGUUUAGUUUAUGCUAUUUAUCCGGGUAUCGCACCUGGUAUGAUUGUGCCAUUCUAUCUCAUUGAUAAGAUUGAGAUGGUUCUCCUGAUAGCUACAUUCUUUCCACCAGUGAUCGUAGCCCUUCUUAACAGAGGAACAUUUGGUGAAUCUACCAAAGCUUAUUCACCUAAAAACGAAUAUCAAGCACAUAAAUUUGGCGAAUAUGAACAAGGUUUUGGUGGCUGGAGAUCAUACAUAAAACACAAACCCAAUCAGAACUAUACAGACUGCGACACCUCUGAACCUAAAACUCCUGAUAUUCAUAAUUGGUUCUGGCACUUCUUUGACAUCCUUAUAGUUAUCAAAAUUUCUCUCGCUGCUAUUUUUAUAUACUCUUUGCAUUAUAGAGAUUCCGACAUAUCUAGAUCUAUCAUUAAUCAACCAAAAAUGUCCACAGCACUCUCCAUUGUAUUUUAUAUGUGUCAUGAAAUUCUUCUGGCAUUAGGAUUUGCUGGUGUUAUUGGUAAUAAUGGAGGUACAUAUGUUGUGCUACCAGCGCAAUACAUAGGAGCGCUAUUUAUGAUAUUUUUGGCAUUUUAUUCAGAGGGAUACAUUAUAGAAUAUAAAAGCCACGAUCCUGCUCAUUUGCCCACUGACUGA
This is a messenger RNA of Theileria annulata, 1896 nucleotides long. Its product is annotated as Tpr-related protein family member, putative. The record is from RefSeq and is a predicted model, not a curated record. The transcript has a single exon. Bases 1 to 1896 code for a protein of 631 amino acids. NCBI's taxonomy places the organism in Eukaryota, Apicomplexa, Aconoidasida, Piroplasmida, Theileriidae.